Messenger RNA from Dichotomopilus funicola, 2856 nucleotides. RefSeq lists its product as uncharacterized. The record is from RefSeq and is a predicted model, not a curated record. Lineage: Eukaryota; Fungi; Ascomycota; Sordariomycetes; Sordariales; Chaetomiaceae. Gene Ontology annotation, molecular function: protein binding. The transcript is spliced from 3 exons. The annotation marks the transcript as partial. Gene Ontology annotation, cellular component: nucleus; cytoplasm.
CAGCUAUUUUAUGGCUCACGUUACCACCGCGCCAUCCCCAUCCACUGCCAAACCGAAAUUGCGUCACGGAUCGCCCACAUCGCAGCAGACCCGACUUGUCGCCCCCUAAUACGUGCCCACGCCGCCCUCGAGCUCGGCAUAUGCCUCCUCUCCGGCUUCGGAAUCGACCGUGACAUUGACCGAGGGCUCGAAUGUAUGCGCACAGCCGCAGACGCAGGCAGCGAGAAGGCACAGGCAGUCGUUUCCAGACUGACCCGGGCGUAUGGUCGAGGAUACAGCCCCUCAAAAUAUGAAGACAGAUACGAGAAGGUACUGUUGGUUGCAGCAGUCGAAGGGUAUUCAUUCUGGGCGGCGGAGGAGCUGAAACAGCGCGACCGAGAUCUGUUUGAUGAGAUUUUGCGGAAGGCCGUGUUGGAAUACCCAGAGUCUGGGUUUAGCUUGGGGUAUUUUGAGCGGGUGAUCAAGGGCCGGUUCGAUCUUUCUAACCCGGAGUUGUUGCGGGAACAGAUUGGCACGGAGUUUGACUUUAUUCUGCGAGAAGAGGAACAGAGCAGGCAGAGGCGGACUGCGGCCGUUUCACCGCGCUUUCAGGACCAGAUACCCGAGGACCCAUGGCAAGCCUCGCCUGCCUUUCCCAGAAUUUUGGUCACCGAGCAUGUCCCGAGUUCGCCUGGAACCCACCCACUCCCAAUAAUGGGCCGCACGCUGAGCCCAAAGGAGUUCCUUAACGAUGCCAUUCGCUGGGCUUGCUGCUACGGCUCCGUCGCGACCCUCCGUGUCCUCCUCACCGAACAAGCCCGUCUCGUCCCAGGACUUUUUCUCGCACCGUACGUCUCAGUGGCGCUCGCAGCCGGUCGCGGAGACAUGGCUCUUGCCCUUCUUUCUGAAGCAGCAGGGGGGAACCGAGAGACGGAACAAGCGGCUAUCACAAAGGACACCAACCCUUACCUACUGUUUCAGCUACACCACCUCCCCGCCGAUCAAGUCGCCCCUGUCGCCGAAGCUAUUGUCGCCCACGGCUUCGAUGUUAACGAGCAGGUUGAUAUCUAUCCCAGAUAUGGUACAAGGGCAUCCGCCGCCAGUAGGUACACGCGCACGGCCCCUUCCGCUUCCCACCGAUUUCACCAGGAUCAUCUCUCCGUCUUUUGUGAGAGCCUACCACAGCCGGGCGGCCUCCCACCUACUAAUCAGGACCCUCCGCCGGGGGCGUACUAUCGGCACUGGGCGCCGGAGCUCCGAGGACGGUCGUUAACACCACUCCGGUGGGGGGUGCAUCAGGGAAAUCAAGAGGUGGUGAGGGUGCUACUGGAUCUGGGAGCGGAAUUUCCGCAGGUCCCAGAUACUCAGGAGGAAGGAAAAAUGGUUCAUGUGCUUGAAGAGCCUUGUUUCAAUGUGGGUAUACUGAAGAUGUUUAUGGACCGUCAUGGUCUUCGUUGUGGCCAAGCGGUGUUUGCCGAGACCCCCCUAGGCCUGAUCACCAUGGAGCCGGACAGCCCUGAACGGCGGCUGCGAUUCUCGGGUCGUUCUGGCACAAUCGAGGGGCUAGAUGAGGUCCUGCCGUUGUUGAGGGAAUACCAGCCGAAUUCAGACGGGCAGCUCUUUUGGGCGGCGGCGAUGAAUGGCCACGUGGAUAUCGUGCGGUACCUCAUCCGAGAGGGAAUCAGCAUUGAGGCUAGGCACAACGGCCAGACUCCCUUGCAUACAGCGGUACUCCACGGACAAAAGGAAGUGUUUAGUCUCCUACUUGAUCACGGCGCCAACGCGCGGGCCUUGACGUCGGAGAAGGGCAUGUCGGUCUUGCAUAUGCUUUUCUGGACACCCAAGCUGGCUAGCACGGAGAUCUUUAUGCUGAACGAACUGUACCGGAAAAUCGGCAGUGUGGCGGUCAGUGAGGGAACCUUUGGUGCCACGGUGCAGCCCAUCCACCUCGCCGUGAUCAACGGUCGUGUCGAGGCGGUUAAGCGGCUGGUCGAGCUCGGUGUAGACACCACGGUGCCGAUCGGACAAGAUAUUAUGCCGUUUUUCCGUGGGUGUUUUCGACAUGCCGGGUGGCAGCCACCGGGGGCACUAGAUGAGGCCCUUUACGAAGCGUAUGCCCGGCCUGUAACCCCCGUCUCCCUUGACGGCCUUACACCGGUUGGUAUCGUCCUAGCACGCCACGACAUCCACCCGCCCAGAGAUAUCAUCGACAUCCUGCGUAGCCUUGUCUUAUCUGACCACCUCAAGAGCAGGCAGACCUUCGCCGUGCUGUAUACCCGGCCAUCCGCAAAACAAACAAUCUUCCACGUUCUCCCUUGUCUUUUCCCAUUCACCGAAACAGACCCGACCCUUCUCUCCGACCUUAUAUCCCACCUGACACCGCUUUUCCCUACAAUUGACCUGAUCAACAUCCCCGACGCGGACGGCGACACCCCGUUGCACUACGCAGCGUUAUUCGGCGCCCUCGGCAAUCAUGAUAACCUGCCGGUUGUUGUCGAUCGGCUGCUAUCUCUCGGUGCCAAACCACAUGCGAGGAAUAGAUGGGGCUUCACGCCUGCUACAAUGCGGACGGCCUAUUUCAUGUGGAAGGCAGGUUUAGGAGCUGAGGAUGGUCCAGGAAGCUGGAAUGCAAAAACGAUAGAGUUCAGUCCUUUUUCGCGGAGCGCCAGUGUGAAGCCGCAUGUUAUGCGAAAUCUUGAUGGAUCAAGCGAGAAACCUGAGAUUUUCAAGAUGAUGGGGCAGUUGUUGCACGGCGCGAGAGCAAGGGAGGUGUGGGAUUUGAAUGGUGGACAGUGGAUCAGGUUUGCUCAAGAGAUUGUUGUGAAACUAGUCACUGAAGCGGACAUGAGAUCGGGAUUUCUAACGGAGAAUCGGUAG